CUAUAUAGCGUUUAAAACUCUUUAUCCCAACUUAUAAAUACCGAUAUAAUUUAUAUGCGCUUAGAACUAAAUUGAAUUUUUCUCUUGAAUUUCAGAUAAAUUUCCAAAAACAUGGCGACAAGUCCAAAACCCGUCAAGAAGGUGCCCAUCCACCUUCAGAGCUCCCAGAACCGCGUCUAUAUCAAGAAUGGACACAUCGUCAACCACGAUAAGUCAUUUAAGGCCGAUAUUUACAUUGAGGAUGGCAUAAUUAAAUUUGUGGGACCCGCAUCUGAUAUCGUUGUGCCCGGUGGCGUACGUAUUGUGGAUGCCGCAAACAAAUUGGUGCUGCCCGGUGGCAUUGAUCCACACACUCACAUGCAGCUGAAAUUCGGUGGUUGCGUCACUGUAGACGAUUUCUAUCAUGGUACCAAAGCGGCCGUAGCUGGCGGCACCACCACUAUCAUCGAUUUCGUGCUGCCUGACAAGGGUGAAUCGCUCGUUGAAGCCUACGACAAAUGGCGUGCUUGGGCUGAUCCCAAGGUCUGCUGUGAUUAUGCGCUCCAUAUGGGCAUCACUUGGUGGUCGAAAUCUGUGUCCGAGGAAAUGAAAAUCAUGUGCGAAGAGCUGGGCGUCAAUUCUUUCAAAAUGUACAUGGCCUACAAGGGUCUGUAUCAGUUAAAUGAUUCGGAGCUUUUGGAGGCUUUCGAGCGCAUACGAGCGUUAAAUGGUGUUGCACAGGUGCAUGCUGAGAACGGCGAUAUUAUUGCUAAGAAUGAGAAGAUAUUACUGGCCGCUGGCGUUACUGGUCCAGAGGGUCACGAGCUCUCGCGGCAGGAAGAAGUAGAGGCUGAGGCAGUCAACCGAGCCUGUAUACUGGCACAUCAGGUCGAUUGUCCGUUAUACGUAGUGCAUGUAAUGAGUAAAUCGGCGGGCAUUGAGGUGGCGCGUGCGCGCAGACGCUACAAAAAUACCGUUAUCUAUGGCGAAACCUUGGCUGCGGCGCUUGGCACCGAUGGCACAAACUACUGGCACGAGUGUUUCCAACAUGCAGCGGGUCACGUGCUAAGUCCACCACUACGUCCCGAUCCAACGACGCCCGCCUUUAUGAUGAACCUAUUGGCGAACGAUGAUCUGCAGAUAACCGGGAGCGACAAUUGCACCUUCAACAAGGAGCACAAGGAGUUAGGCAAAGGCAACUUUACCAAGAUACCGAACGGUGUCAACGGCGUCGAGGACCGCAUGUCUGUUGUUUGGGAGAAAGGUGUGCAUGCUGGUCUAUUGGAUCCCUGCCGCUUCGUUGCCGUCACCAGCACCAAUGCCGCCAAAAUAUUCAAUCUUUAUCCACAAAAGGGACGCAUCGCCGUGGGUUCGGAUGCUGACAUUGUUAUUUGGAAUCCAAAUGCUACGCGCACCAUUUCCAAGGAGACGCAUCAUCAUGCAUGCGAUUUCAACAUUUUCGAGGGCAUGGUAUGCCACGGUGUGCCCGAAAUGGUGUUGGUGCGCGGACGAAUUUGCGUCGAAGACGGUAGCGUACGCGUUGCCGAAGGUUAUGGGCGUUUCGUUAAUACACCAACACGUCCGCCAUAUGUCUACGAUGUGUUGGAGGGUAAGAUUGCAGCCAACGAAGAGCACAAUGGUGAAGAACAUGAAGAGCAACUGAAUAACGGUUUGAAGAAAUUGGAUUUGGGUGCUUUGGAAAUCGAAAUACCGUAUCAGGAACCCAUCUCACGCAUGUUGCUCUCCAUGCCGGGUGCUGGCGGUUCGGUAGCCAGUACACCAUCGGGCCGUGGACGCGUCGAAGGUACACGUAACAUGCAAGAAUCAACGUUUUCCGUUAGCGGUAAGCAAUCAGGCUUAGUUAAUUCAAAUGAGGAGCUGGAUAAAUCUGGCAAUCGCUCGUGCAUUCGUGUCAGAAAUCCACCAGGUGGCAAGUCUUCGGGUUUCUGGUAAAUCAAUGCAACCAUGCGCAGUAAUCACACACCGGCACUAAAUCGCACAAUUCGAUACAUACAUACAUACAGACAUACUUACAUACAUAGUUAAGUAACCGUAAGAGAUUUGCGAAAUGGCUAAAUACCUACAUACAUACUUAUAUACAGAUAAGUAUAUAUUGUGUUUGUAUGUAAGCAGAAUGUGGUUUAUUGCGACAACAUGACACACACACAUACUUACACAUAUAAAAACCGCAAAAGACGUGUUCCCAAAAUUACAUGAAUCAAAAGUGUGAAUCGAGAAGCUACCAAACCAAAUCUACCAAAUCUUUGUACUACGCAUAAAACAUGAACGAAUAGCAAAUGAAGUCUAUAAAUAUCUAAAUUUAAUUAUACAACAGUUAAAUUCAUAUAAUCAUGCAUACAUAGUACAUAUGCAAAUGUAAAUGUAUGCGCUAUGUAUGUGGACUUGUACAAGUAAAUAUGUAACCACAUCAGCGUAAACUAAAUAGUGAAUAUUAUUAAAUAUAAUUGUAAUAUCUGCUUAUUGUGCAAUCAUAUUUUAUGUGUUAGCUUAAAGGGGCCAUCCAUAAAUUACGUCACACCUUGAAGGGGGGGGAGGGUAUCAUUCAGAAGUGACAUUGUGUGACAAGGGGCAGGGGGGGUCAAAAGCUUUGUGACAUCACAUUUCAAAAUUUGUGAUGUACAAACGUGAAAUUUAUAGGUAAACAAAAAAUAUUAAACAUUUAUAAACACACUCUUUGUUUUUAAUACUUAAGUUGUAACGAAGCUUUUUACUGCCCCUGCUUCUUACAAGUAUAACUUGCUGAGGUAUACUCGUCGUGUCCAGGGUUCGUUACAAUAAAUUUGUAAACAUUGGGGCUCUUCUGCGAAUCGUACUUUAUUUUAUUUUAUAUUAUAAUCUUAAUCAAAGUUACAAAAUUGUCUCCCGCGUUAUAGUUUCAGCUUUACAACAUUUUAAAUAUUUUCAUUUAGAUGCAAUUUAUAUAGCUACAAAUGCCCCACGCAUGGUACCUCUCAGUCGCGAACUUACUGGUGUACUAUUGAUGAUUUUGGGUUACAUCUUGAUUCAAGUAAUCGAACUACUGACUUAGAUCUAGAAAAACGAAGCUUCGAAAGUGCGGGCAAUGUGUCUGCUGACCUUUGGGGCAAGUUAGUCAUUGAUAAUUUUCCAGUCGUUGUUGAAUGUGUUGCACAAACUGUUACUGGACGAGAUAUUGAACGGGCUAUGAUGUUGAAAAAUAAUGCUACUUGGUAAGCUAAUGUGGGUGUAUGAAUUAGCCCCCACUGAAUUAACCCCCACCGGGCAAAAUGACUUAAGCCCCACCAAUUUUACAACAAAAUUAAAAAUGGCGGAAAGUGGGGCUAAAGUCAUUUUCGUGGGGAUUAAUUCUUUUUUUUUUAGUGGGGAUUCUGUCAUGUAAGAACCCCCACGUUUGGUGGGGCUUAAUUCAUUUCGAUUGGUGGGGAUAAAAACAUUUUCGUGGGGUUUAAUUCAUUUUUUUUUCGUGGGGAUUCUGUCAUGUAAGAACACCCACGUUUGGUGGGGCUUAAUUUAUUUUGAUUGGUGGGGAUAAAAGCAUUUUCGUGGGGCUUAAUUCAUUUUAAUUCCGUGAUCUUUUAUAAAAAUAAAUCAAACAGUUAGCAACGUAAUACUUUUCACAGAAGAAUUAUGAACACCGGGGUUUUGGACCGACCAGGGAUAUUUUUUUUCGAGCGCUCGAUUGAUGUUGUUUAGUUAAUCAAUAACAGAAAUUGGUUUUUAUGUUAUUUUUAUAAAAAUAUGAAAAACUUCACAAUCACUUCACUUUAACAAAAAUGGCAAGGUUAUGUUCGAAAUUAUGGCACAGCUGUUGUAAAUUCGAAUGGCCACUAUUGAUUCAUGCACUGAUCGUUUUCGAAUUAUCGAUAUUCACAAUAUACGAGUCUGAACGAGAAUUGGUAAAAAUGAGAAAUACAUAAUAGGAAAAUUUAUAAUUAAUUAUUAUAGCAGAAAGAAGAAGAAUUUGGACACAGAAGAAUUAUGAACACCGGGGUUUUGGACCGACCAGGGAUAUUUUUUUUCGAGCUCUCGAAAAAAAAAACCCCGGUGUUCAUAAUUCUUCUGUGAAAAGUAUUAAAAUCACUAAUAGUGCACAUUUCGUAAAAGGAGAAACCAUAAUUUUGUAAAUUAUAAAAUAAUAGAAGGGAAUUUUUCCUUUUACGAAAGGUUAAAAUCACAGUGUACAUUUCGUAAAAGGAGAAACCAUAAGAGAGUGUGGCAAACAAUUUUAAUAAAUUUAAAUGCCCUUUUUGUCGUCAAGAUGUUGACGAAUAUUUACAUAUUUUUAUUUAAUUAUUUUCUUUUUCUCACAUUUUCAUAUUUUCAUUUAAUUCUUUACCUUUUUUUUAAAUAUUACAUACGUAUGUAUAAUUGAAUUUUUGUUAAAAUUUUGAUUUAAAAACUUGACGUUUAAAGCAAGCAAAAUAAAUUAAAAAUGAAGUAAAGUGGGGCUAAAGUCAUUUUCGUGGGGAUUAAUUCCUUUUUUUUUCGUGGGGAUUCCGUCAUUUUUGGUGGGGAAAGAUUCACUAAGAAAUUGGUGGGGCUUAAGUAAUUUUGCCCGGUGGGGGUUAAUUCAGUGGGGGCUAAUUCAUACACCCAGCUAAUGUACGUGAGUCACAAUAUUUUUUAGAAAGAGUUAAAUGUGAAACUAUUGCAUGCUGCGGUAUAAGACGUUGUAGUCGUUGGAAAUUAUUAAAAGAAGGAUUUUUACCACCACCUGUGUUAAUUAAACAGACAUCAGAAGGUUAUGGAGUCACAGGGAGUGAUGACAACGCUAAGUUUGCUCCAUUAUUACUACAGAUAUUAUUAAAUCUCCAAGCAUCAUCCCAUCUGAAACAAGUUCCAUAUGAUAGUUAUUGCCCUAGUGUCGAGUCAUACUUAUUUAAAAGAUCGUGUAGGAUAUGUGGCCUAUAUUUUUCUUCAUAUUAAGCCACCAAUCAACACAAACAAUCACAUGUCCUCCGAAUUCAGAACGAAAAUGAAGUGCCUGAUUUGCCAGCAAUAAAUGAUAUAAAGGAGUGGGUCAAAAUUCCAUGGACACAACAUGAUUAAGUUUUGUAUUUUUAAUUAGCAUAAUUAAGUAUCUAUUAUUUCUUGACUAGUCAUUCGUUGUGUCUGUACUUUAAUAUUUAACGAAAUGUUGAUUUUAUUAAAGAUUAUUCAAUAAAUAUAAGAAUAAAUAGAAUAACUUUUUUUUUGAUAAAUCCAUAAAAUUGGAAAAUGUGUGACGUCACGAAAGGGGGGGGCUAGAUCAAAAUGUGACAACUUGUGACAAGGAGGGGGGAGGGGUUAAAAAGUCCUUAAAUUCGUGUGACGUAAUUUAUGGAUGGGCCCAAAUUUAUAAUUAUUGUUUUUGUUUUUUUUUUCAACUAUACUAUAUUUAUAUAUUUGAUUUUGUACCUCUAACAUACAAACAUAUAUAAAUUGUGAUUAAACACAAAAGUGAAUUUAAAAUUAAUUUUGCCUUUACACGCCUUUCUUCAUUAAACGCACGAACCAACACCACCCGUAUCCUCCCCCUCGUGAGUAGCAGAGACGGGUCUUGGUGGCGCGUAUCCCCCACAUGUUUUCCAAAGUGACUUAUAAACAUAAAUAUGUAGAUGCACUUUUCUCCUUCCGUUGGACACAUUUACAUGCAAAUAUACUUACAAAAUGAGGAAGCGAUUAUUUGUAGAUCGUUCACUUGAAUGAUUAGCGUAAAUUUGUAAGACGAUUUCUACCUAAUUUUUAUUCAUAUUGAAAUAAUUAUAAUAUAAAAUACAAAUUAACAUUUAAUAAAACAUCAACGUUGUAUGCUAAAA
Molecule: messenger RNA, 5777 nt
Organism: Bactrocera dorsalis (oriental fruit fly)
Lineage: Eukaryota; Metazoa; Arthropoda; Insecta; Diptera; Tephritidae
Gene: CRMP
Product: dihydropyrimidinase
Exons: 8
Coding region: 112-1932 (606 amino acids)
Biological process (GO): pyrimidine nucleobase catabolic process
Cellular component (GO): cytoplasm; cytosol
Molecular function (GO): dihydropyrimidinase activity
Source: RefSeq, a predicted model, not a curated record